AGAUUGACACAGUUUUGGCUUAUCCUAAAUUAACAAGAGCAUGUUCCUCUUUUAGAACGGUAAUUACAUAAAUAAUUCUCCAUCAAAAUACCCAUACAAAACGAUAAAAACAAAGACAAAAGCCGGUGUUUCACUACCGUGAAGUUAUUUUGGGGUCUAUUUCGGACGAAGUUCAUAACGGUCGCCAUUUGCGCCACGACCACUCUUGGGUGUUAGUGAAAAUUAUGAUUUUAGGUUAUUCCUAAGUGUUAUUUAAACUGUUAGAUCGUGCAACGAAACAGCAAUACUUGAAAAUACGUAAUAAAUAAAAGUUAUAAAAUCGAGUGUGAAGUGUGUUUGAUACAUGCACUGAAAUUUAGAAAUGAAAAACAGAUUACCUCAGAAAAAAAUAUUUGAUAAACUUAUGAGAAGAGUGCCUACAUCUAUUAAUUAUUAAUAUUUACAUUAAGCAUUGGUUUAUACACAGUAACUAAGUGUUACAAUUAUGAAAAUACCAGAGACUGGAAAUGUUGGAGCAUAUUAUGGCAAUGAAGAAAAUGGACAGUGGCAGCCAAAUGGUGUGAUCAUAGAUAACGGAGUGGGUGGUGGGAUUGUUGGUAGUGGAGACGCAGGUGUACUAAGACCACCUGCACCUGUAUACCCUGUGCACAUGCCAAGAGGGGGCCCAAUGAGCGGUGAGUGUAUGAUAGUCCACUGGGGCAUGGGACAGAAUAUGUAUUCAAGUGACUGCGGUUACAUGAUGGGUGGUGGUUACUAUGGUGCAGCAGGUCCAGGGUAUCCACCCGAUGACUUUGCUGACUACAUGUGGAUGGAAAAUGAGGAGGAGUUUGACAAACAGGUCAUGCAACAGCUUGAAGAAGAGGCGCUAAUGGAGCAAUGCAUUGAAGCUAUGUUAGAAGACGAACAGCGAGAAAGACGAGCCGCAAGGGACAAUGGACACGGCUCUACCACAAGUAACAGUUCAACUCCUGUAUCCCUUCAAGAAGCAAUCUCAAAGUCUACCCUUAACCCCUUAGCAGCUGAGUUUGUGCCAGGACGAGCUCGUCCACCACCAGAAGAAAGAUCAGAUCCACCAGAAUCAAAGGAGCUCCCCAAGGAAGAUACACAGACCACUGAACCAGAAAGUACAGAUGCACAGAUUACAGAAGAAAAAGAAUCAACACCACAAGUAGAACCUCCAGAAGUGAGUGCAGCAGAUGUUCAACCAAUCGAAGACGACAAGAAGUCAAAAGAAAAACCUAAAUCAAAAUCUGACAAAAAGAAGGCAGAUGUUAAACCAAAAGCAAAAGUAGACACUAAAGUGAAAAAAGACCCCAAAGUUAAAACUGUACAAAGUGAUGUGAAAGCUGCCCCAAGUGAAAGUGUUAAGAAUGAAAUUAAAAGUGUUCACAGCGAGAAAAGUGUCAAAAGUGAAGUGCAAAGUGAAGACAACCAGAGCAUAGAGGUUGUUAAGCAAUCAUGCCAACCACCAUCCGACGAGCCCUCAUCUGGUUUCAAACCCGUAAACUACGCAGCAGCUGCUAAGGCCAACAAACCGAAGAAAGCCACCACGCCUCCUGCCUCACUCCCGGAGAAGACCGUACCACCCAAAACAGAAAAACCAAAAGAUAAAAACCCACCGAAAACCGCAGCCCCAAAAGUAAAAACCGACAAACCGGCUGUCAAAGUUGACAAACCAAUCCAAAGGAAGAAUUCAACUAAAUAAAAAUUUACAAAUUAUCUUUGGGUCAAAAUUUAAAUGUACAAAAAUAUGUAAGUGAUUGAAAUUAUGUGGGUUUGCAGUUUUGACAGAUUAACAAAAAAAUUAUCAAACAAAUUGUUUCAAACCCGCUGAGUUUUCAUAUUUCAUGAAUAUUUUGGUAAUAUCUAGGUUACUGCUUGGUUGAGUACUUUGUGUCAAAAUAUGUAGAUGAAAUAUGCUUUAAAAGGCGCAAAAUAAACUGUCAAAUUUGUAGAUUUAGAUAUUGACAUGUACCAUAGACAAGAUCAGCCAAGUGAAAUUAAAAUUACGCACGUUUUAUGUAUUUUAAUGUA
This is a messenger RNA of Pieris brassicae (large cabbage white), 2034 nucleotides long. RefSeq names its product muscle M-line assembly protein unc-89 (gene Paip2). Bases 485 to 1705 code for a protein of 406 amino acids. Gene Ontology annotation, biological process: negative regulation of translational initiation. The record is from RefSeq and is a predicted model, not a curated record. Gene Ontology annotation, molecular function: mRNA regulatory element binding translation repressor activity. Lineage: Eukaryota; Metazoa; Arthropoda; Insecta; Lepidoptera; Pieridae. The transcript is spliced from 9 exons. Gene Ontology annotation, cellular component: cytoplasm.